CGAAUGAUGUUUACAAAACACAAAAUGGAGAAAAAUGCGUCAAUUGUUUGCAGCUAGUGUACUGCUGUUUAGGUGAACAACUCAUAUGCUUGGGUAUUUAAGCCAUGGAAGGUGAAAUUGAAAACCCAAUAGAAGUACCAAGCUCUCCCUCAAGUUCACAACCAACAACACCAUCUAAAACAACAAAGGACAGAAUGGAAGAAUUUCCCAGUAGAGCCUCAUCAGAAUGUAGCAGUAAUAAAAGUAGCUCAGAGAAAACGCCACCUCUCAAACACUCUUAUGAACCUCGUAGCUCUGUUGUGACUGGGGACCUGUUCCAUGAUAAUGCCAGUACCUGUUCCAGUACAUCAUCUACAACCACCUCUUCUGUACCCCCACUUAAUAAGAGGUUCCCAAUCAGACCUGGUAUUGUAUGGAGAAAAGGGGAGAAAAUAGAGGCAAUGGAUUUCAUAGAAAAAUGGUACCCAGCAAAAAUUAUAGAAAUAGAUGAAGACGAUAUAGCAGUGCUUAUACAUUUUGAAGGAUGGAAUCAACGCUAUGAUCAGUGGAUGGACAUGGGCAGUGAAAAAAUACGACCUAAAGCUAGGCAUUCUGGGAGGAAAGAAAAGAGAAAAUCUUUGAAUAAUGAAUAUAAAGUUGGAGAUCAGGUGUAUGCUAGGUGGACAGAUUGUAAAAUGUAUCCAGCAAAGAUAACAGCCAUUCAAGCUGAGGAUACAUUUGAGGUUUUUUUCUACGAUGGUUUCAAGAAAGUUGUACAAGGAAUGAACAUAAAGCCAAUGCCACCUGAACUAAAACAACAGAAAAUAGAAAUUGUUCAUGUGUUACCAAAAGAUAUGAGAAAAAGGUCUUCAACAGAUACUGAAGAAGGCAAAAAGAGACUUUCAACAGAAACUGAAGAUGGCAAAAACAGACUUUCAAUGGAAAGUGAAGAUGGCAAAAAACGACUAUCAACAGACAUUGAAGAUGUUAAAAUGGAACCUUUGACAGAAAGUGAAGGAAGGAAAAAGAGGCGUUAUCAAUGUGACAAAGCCGCACCAUCAGGAUUUGAAGUUGAAGCUGCGCUUGUUCUCCCUCUGGUAGAAGAACCAGCGGCUAAAAGACAUAAGAGAGAAAGAAAUCCUGAAACAAGGAGAAAAGCAAUGGCCAGGAAAAGACAAAGGAUGUUUAUAUCAGGGUCAUUAUUUGUCAGCAGACGACGACCGAAACCUAAGCCAAAGAAGUCACCGGUUAAACAUGGGGUACUGCCAAGGCAGAAUUUACCUGUGGGCACACCAGUUUCUUCACCUAGCGUUCCUGGCAUAGCCUCCACGCCAAACAUUCCUAUUGCAUCAUCAUCACAGACUAAAAUCACAAGUAGUUUGACUGGAAACUUCCCAUCAACACCUUCGCCUUUGUCUCCAGUUACAUUAAUAUCAGUUGAAAAGAAGAACAAGAAGAGAAUUUUGUCCCCAGCAAUCUCAGAGACCAGCAGUGAAUCCCAGUCAGAGGAUCACCAGGCUAGGGCAAGACGUAGGAGUCGAUCUUCUACAGCAGAAGACAGAGCUGCUGUGAUGUAUACUCCUCCUACUAUUGGUUUACCACCAAAGGGCUUUGUCGUAGAACAAGACCACAAUCAUUUUAAGUGUAUGUUUGAGGGAUGCACCAAAGGGUUCCGUAAGGAACAGCUCCUUGAUUCUCACAUCAAGUAUUAUCAUAUGGACUUUGUACAGCCAAGUCUUAUACGGAAAAGAAGGAAAACCUCAAGUAUUUGUUCCACUGACUCUGAUACAUCACAGGUUGAUAUAAAGAAAAGACACAUGUCAGCUGACAGUGCUCUACAAACAAUAAACCAAGAACAUGAGGAUGUGGAUGUGGACGAUAUGCAUAAGGCAGAACAUAGAGAGGAAGUCAUAGUUGAAACAGAACCUAAACAGGAAGUUGAUACCAUGGCAACGGAAGAGUCCAUUGAAACAGAGGAUGAAUUGAGCAAAGAUGAGGUUGUUAAUUGUAUUUGUAUGGUCAAUGAAGAAAAUGGCUUGAUGAUUCAGUGUGAAGUAUGCCUGUGCUGGCAGCAUGCUCUGUGCUUUGAUUUGACAGAGGAAACAUUACCUAGAAAAUACAUUUGUUUUGUGUGUAAAGACCCACCUGCUGUAAGAGAUAGUUGUAGGUACAUCCAUGAUCAGGAAUGGUUAAAGACAGGAGAGUUGGCUCAGUUUAACUUUUUACCAAGUAAGAUGAGAGAUGAAAAUAAGUGCAGAACAAACCAGGCAACUCACAGCCUGGUAGCAGACACACUUAACAUCAGUCGUGUAAUACAUGGUGUGAAACAGAAAAUACUGGCUUUAGAAGACAAAAAUCAUCCAGAAUAUAAACUAUGGAAGAAAAACUGGGACGAGGAGCCUGAAGACAUAAUAGCAGACGAACAUGAAAGUGUUACCAUGGAGAUGGAUGAUGAAAAAUGUGAAAAUCUAGAUCUUUUAGAAAGUGCUGCAAAAAUGAAUUCUGAACUAGGCAAAACAUCUGAAAUUACUGAAAAAUCUGGGUUUCCAAGGGAUAAAAGUGUAGGGGUCUGUGUUGCUAAGACUGAAAAUGACAAGCAUGAAGAUGAAAAUUUAAUUCAUGAUUCUAUGGACCGUGGAGCUCAAAGUGAGGAGGAGGCUGGGAAGGACAGUUCAGGUGAAAGUUCGGUGAAUGCUGAUAGUGAAUCUACAUUGUCUGCUCCAGAGGCCAUUGCUCAUCAAAACAUGCAGGAUCAUGAAGCCUCCAUGGCUGAAGAGAGCAUUCAAGGGGAGAUAAUUGAAGAAAAAAUGGAAACUGAAGAGGUUGAAGAAAAUGUAAAUGUUGAAAAAGUAGAUCCCUACGUCAACUGUGAGAAGAAUCUGUUACAUCACAUUAUAAAAAUGCAGUCUGUGUUAGAUGAAAGGCUGGAUUUGAUAGAGGAACAAGUAUCAGCUUUGGAAAGUACUGAUACUGAAGAUAAUCCGUCGGACAUAUUAUCUGACCUGCCAUCAAUCAAGAAAUCACUUCACAUGUUACAGAACGAUCUCGUCAAAGUGGGAAGGAUGGCAGCUUAUCAUAGAUGAUACGAGAUUAUUCAUGUUAUUGGGAGAUAUAGAGAUAAUUAUACAGGAACUUGUGUAGGAAUGCCUAUGCUUGCAGUGUGAUGUGUGGGAUAUACGGGGUAGAAAAAUGGGGAUGUGAAAUAUAGGGGGUAAGCAAGGUUGGGAUGUGGGAUUUGGGUGGUAAAAAAGUGGGAUAUGGGAUAUACUGGAGUAGGAUUAAAAAAAAGUGGAAUCUGGGUAAUAGAAGAAAAAGUGGGAAUUGGGAAAUAAGCACCCCUGUGUCACCCCCUCUGAAGUGUAAAGAGUAUUUAUUGCUUUGUUGGUAGUAAUUUUACAAAUUUUAAUUUAAUUUCAUCCGAAAAAAGGAAAAUAUUGACCUGUAAUUUAUACUAUAUUGUUUUUUGUUGUCACUAUGGAAAAGAAACUGAAACUGAACCAUUAAUGACAAUGGACAAGCAAGUUGGACUAGUUACCAGGGGAAUUAACAACUAUAUGGAUCAUUGAUGUAUAAGAUAUUUUAUAUAAUAUUUAUACUAAGUUGCUUAAAUCCAGGUUAUUUUAGACUCUGUUGGAUUGUAACUGUUGUCUCAUUGGUAAUCAUACCACAUCGUCUUAUAGUUCAUUAUUAUAAAUAGUGCUAUUUUUAUUUCUACAAGCAUAAUUUACAACAGUUUCAAAUUUUCAAUAUUUUGUAGCAUAUAUGUGCUUAGUUUAGUGUGAUGUCCAUUUUCACUGAACCAGUACACAAUUUUAUUUAGGGGCCAGCUGAGGACCACCUCUGGGUGCGGGAUUUUCUCGCUGCGUUGAAGACCUAUUGGUUGCCUUCGGUUGUUAUCUGCUCUUUGGUCGGGUUGUUGUCUCUUUGACAUAUUCCCCAUUGCCAUUCUCAAUUUUAUGAUCUGCACAAUCAAUAAGGAUUUGGUAUAUUGUAAUUUUGUAUUAUAAGAAAAUAAUGACUUGUUAGUUUUACCACUUUCUACAUUUUUUGUUUAAAUUUUUGAACUAACUUAAAUAAUGCCAUCACAUGAGUUAGUAUUGAAGAAAAAUUUUGACCAGACUGCAGAUUGCUGUGGAAAUAAAGGGAGGUAAUUAUAGACGAUCAAGGACUACUUCAUAUUUUAAUUAGCUGGUAGCACUGAUUAUUUAUACUCUUGGUAUUGAUGAAACAAAUCUUAGACAUAUCUCAACCAAAAAGUUUUUCUGCUUGAAUCUGGUUCAACUUGAUAAUACAUGUAUACACAAAAAAUGAAAAUUUUAUUAUAUUAAGGUAUCUGAAUAAUUUUUUGGAAUUCUUGUUUUUCUUUAUAAUGUUAAAAAUUAUCAAUAUAUGUACCAUACUGUGGAUUCGUUAUUAUUUGUUGGAUAAAAAAGGGGAACCAGAAAUUUAAAUGUGAAACGAAUUACAAAUUUUUGAUUGAAAUGUAUUCAGACUUUAUAUCAAAACUACAAAAUCAAAUGUCCACAAAAAGUUUAUCUCAAUCCACUUGAAUUGGUACCCAAGAAAGUAAAUGAAUCCACCAUAUUGGCACAUCACAGAGCCUGAAAUUGUUUAUUUAUCGUAUGUUCUUGUAAGAGGCCUGCCAUAAUACAUGAGAUUAUCAUUGUAUCGUCAAUUUGUUACUUGUAUGUUCUUUCUCACUUUUCUUUACACUUUCAUCUUUACCAUAUGUAUUCAUAAUGUUUGGGUGCAUUUAUUUAUGAACAAAAGGCAGCAACUUCCGUUUAAUUUCAUGAUUGAAAUAUUGUAUACAUUACUGUUAUAUGUUUAUGCAUUCAUAUUUUUUUGGGGGGGAAUGGGGAGGAGUAGAGGCCCAGUACAAUAGUGCUAUUAUGCUUUGUGUUCCACUGUAUUAUACAUGCAAUAUUGUUAAUUCGUAGUUCUAGGAAAUAAUGUCAAUCAUUCCAAGCAUACAUUUGUACUGUUAAUACACUCCAAUACUGUAAAUUCAGAAAUUAUUGCAUGCAUUUAUUAUUGCGAUGUUUGAAGAAUGGACCACAAUGGGAAAUUAAUUAUUGCGAUUUCAGGACAAUCUGCAUACAAUUAUAUAUAUCAGAAUGCCAGUUUUAAUCAUUGUGAUUCAUUCAGUCGCAUUAUUCACAUUAAGGUGGUACCCAACACCUUGACUAAUAUUAAUUUGGCUCGUUUAAUUUUCAUAAAAUUUUGACAAAAUGUUUACUUUGACCCUUUGACAAAAAUAUAAAAAUUUCAAAAAAUUUGAACCAACCACUUUAUCAGAAAAAUUUCAUUGGUUAUAUAGCAGUUUGACAAACACUGAUUUUGAUCAUUGAGAAGCUUAAUAUUUCCUUAACAAUACAAUGUAAUUAAAACGUUUAGCUGAUUUUUACAGAGUUAUCUCCCUGUAGUGUUAGGUACCACCUUAAUUAAAACCUCACAAUAAUUUCUGAAUUGACAGUAGACCAUUUUAGUUCAAAUAAAAACUACAUCUUGCAAAUGUAUAUAGCCUGAAACAAAAUAUUGUAAUACAUAUGCAGACCUGCCAACUAUCCCGAUUUAUGGGGGAUAUCCCCCAUGAGAGGUAUAGACCUGAAUUUUGAAAUUCUGUAUUAAAUUGACUGAACACCUCAAAACAGGCAUUCAAAUGAGUUAAAAUGGUGUUUAAGCACAUACAUACUCAUUCAAACAAUAUAGUAGAUGAUUAUGAACACUUAUGACAAUAUAGGAGGCACAUUAGGUCCUCUUGCGCUUAAAAUCCUCCAUGGAGAUUUUGAAAAGUUGGCAGAUAUGCAUAUGACAAUUUGGAUAUAACAAAAAAUCUUCAUGUCGCUACAAAAAUUUAGAGUUAACUCUUGAUUAUAGAAUAAAAAAGAAACUGUUAUUUAAGAAGUAUAUUAUAAUGAGCGAUAGCGAAACAAGUAUAUGUAAUGAGUUAUAGCAGUGUAUUCACUAAAUAUUCUUAUAUUUUAAUCUGAUCUGGCAUGGCUUGUCUUAAUUUCGUUAUAAAAUCCAUUAAACAAGAAUGAUAACCAUUCAAUACAGUCGAUUUGUAAUAAAAAAAAUAUACCUCAAUAUACAUUGUAUCUGUAUACAACAUUUAUAGAUAAAACAUUGUAUACAAGUAAUAUUUCAUAAUUUAUUAUUUAUACUAAAUAUAAUUCAUCUUUGAUACUAAAAUAUCUUGAAAUAAGAUUUUUUUACUUUAUCAUGUUUAUAAAAUAAGUUCAAUACUGUCAAGCGACAAGUUACUUUUUUCAAUGACAUUAUCAACAUACUAGUCUGAUUUUUUUUUUUUUUUUUUUAGCUACCAAUACUAACAACUUUUCAAACAAAUUACCUGUACUCAUUAUACAAAGCACCUCAUUAUCUACCUCAUUAAAGCCAUACCUGACCAGGUCAACAUAUUUGAGUGAUACAUUCAAGAAGAUUUUCAGCAUUUUGUAUUGUUUAAGACAGCUUUUGAGCUAAGUUUUAUUAGCAUUUAUGUAAAUCGUAGAAUCUUUGCUUGCAUGUUAUAUAUAUUGUACAAUGAAUUUUGUACCUGUUACCCUUAAAAUGUUAAUUGUUUGUGUUGUUGUAUAAAGAUACGUCUGUUGAUUAUGAAUUAAAAUUCUUACACGCUG
Mytilus californianus (California mussel) is the source of this 6620-nucleotide messenger RNA. Its product is annotated as PHD finger protein 20-like protein 1. The coding region runs from base 105 to 3062 and encodes 985 amino acids. Gene Ontology annotation, biological process: regulation of transcription by RNA polymerase II. Gene Ontology annotation, cellular component: NSL complex; nucleus. The record is from RefSeq and is a predicted model, not a curated record. NCBI's taxonomy places the organism in Eukaryota, Metazoa, Mollusca, Bivalvia, Mytilida, Mytilidae. The transcript has 19 exons.